This is a messenger RNA of Cricetulus griseus (Chinese hamster), 1289 nucleotides long. The record is from RefSeq and is a predicted model, not a curated record. Lineage: Eukaryota; Metazoa; Chordata; Mammalia; Rodentia; Cricetidae.
AUGAUGUUUUGAAAAUUAUUCAGAAUGACGGUUUCACCAUACUGAUGCAGAGAAAGAUAAUUUUAUCAGAGGAAGAAGCCAGAACAAUGACCAAGGACUAUGAGGAUGAAGAGUAUUUUAAUAAUCUUUUAUCUUACAUGUCUAGUAAUCAAUCUUACAUCCUUGUUCUGUUGAGAGAACAUGCUGUGAAAUAUUGGAAAGAUUUAAUAGGACCAAAAAAUGUUGAGGAAGCUUAUACAGUUUUUCCAGAGAGUUUAUGUGCACAAUUUUCCAAAGGAACUUUUCCUAUUAACCAGUUCUAUGGAAGCAGUUCCAAGGAAGCAGCUGAGAAGGAAAUAGAAUAUUUCUUCCCUCCUCAGACAACACUGGCAUUGAUUAAACCUCAUGUGACCGAGGAACAAAGAAUGGAGAUCCUGAAAACCAUUAAGGAGGCAGGAUUUGAGAUAACCCUGCUGAAGGAAAUACACUUGACUCCUGAAUAUGCAAACCAAGUUUAUUACAAAAUAACAGGAAAGGACUUUUAUAAAAAUGUGGUGGAAGCCUUAUCUUCGGGCAUAUCUGUAAUCAUGGCUCUGACCAAGUGGAAUGCUGUUGCAGAAUGGAAAAAAAUGAUGGGUGCAGUAGAUCCAGAAGAAGCAAAACUGCUCUCCCCAAAUUCCUUGCGAGCCAAAUAUGGAAUAGACAUUUUGAGAAAUGCUGUCCAUGGGGCAUCUAACUUAUCUGAAGCAACAACUGUCAUCAGUAGUAUAUUCACAGAGGAUAAUCCUGAGGAUGAAGAACAUUCUUUUGGUUUCCCCAGCAGCAGCAGCAGCAGCACCAUCACCAUCACCCACUCUCACUCGUCCUUGUUACCCCACCCCUGCCUUCAAAGUGAAUACAGGGCAUUUGGGAUUGACAGAGACUUUAAUCAUCAGUUGGCGCCCAGCAACCCUGUGACCCGGGAAGAGCCCACUGGGUGCCCAGGAGCGGCAGGGAGCACCCCGCCGAAGCAUCUCCACAGGGAGUUCCCACCGCGGGGCCACCGGCACCUCUCCACCCCGCGCUGCCGCCACGGUGCAUCCCCCCCUCCUCCCCGGCCUCGCUCCCCAGCCUGCCCCUGGCGCCACGCUCGCACCCCAUGCCCGGUCCUGCCCGGACCUCUGACUCCCGCUGCGGUAUUUCCACACCGCCGGUGUGAGUCCCGCCUGCCCACCCGCAGGAGACCCGGCCCGGCCUUGCCUGGCUCCCUGGCCGCCUGGAGAGUUCUCCUGUGCACUCACUUUAGCUACGUGUGUGCGCUUAGGGCCUGA